GGUCACCAUUGUGAGGCGGUGGGAUAUUUCUGUGACAUUAGACGCAGCAGUUCAGAGGGGCAGCUGGACCGUUGAGACAUUCAUACAGUAAUGUCAGACAAUGGGGUGGUUGAAAAUAUUAAAACGACACAAGACACACCAGAAGAUGAGAAAGAAGCUCAUGUACAAGAUUUACUGUCAAAGAAGGGACACAUCUCUGAAGACGCUGAUUCGGGACUGGGGUGGAUUAUCGUUUUCGCGUCCUUCGUUAACCAUGUCAUGUUCUUUGGUAUAAAUCUAUCAUUUGGUGUGAUAUACGUCGUUCUUCUGGACUACUUCGACACAAAACGCGGAGACACAGCUUGGAUUGGCUCAAUCCCGACGGGUAUCCUCGGUAUUGUAGCCCCAGUUACAGGGAUCCUAACGGACAAAUAUGGCUGCCGCACUGUGACGAUGAGCGGAUCUGUCAUCGCUUCAUCCGGAUUUGUAAUCAGCUCGUUUGCACCCAAUAUUGACAUCCUUUAUAUCAGUUACGGAGUUUUAGUAGGAAUUGGCCUGGGUCUGAUGUACCUACCGUCCAAGGUGAUAGUAAACCAAUACAUGAAGAAACGUCGUUCUCUGGCUAAUGGAAUAUGUUCCUCGGGAGGUGGCGUUGGAACGAUGGCCUUUGCAGCAAUGUUCCAAACACUCAACGCAGCCUACGGCUUUCGGGGCAUGUUUCUGAUAUCUGGAGCGGUUGUGUUGAAUGCGGCGGUUUGUGGAGCUUUGUAUCGUCCAAAAAAACAAGGACAUAGGAAAACACCCCCUCUAUUAGACGGUGCUUCUGAACUACAAAUUAAAGACAAAGUAUGCUGCAAGAUCAGUCCAAUCCAGGGAUACACACACCUGCUCCACAAUAUCCAGUACUGUAUGUUCAUAUUUGGCAAUGCCCUAGCUACAAUAGGCAUUUUCGUUCCUUUCGCACAUCUUCCAAGGCGAGCACGUGACUUACAAGUUCCCGAACACCAGGUGGCGUGGUUGUUGCCUAUGAUUGGUUUUGCCAGUGUAGCAGGACGAUUGUUCUUCGGUUGGAUUGGGGAUUUCAGUUGUGUCAAUAUCAAGGUUUUAUGGGCGUGGUCUAAUAUACUGUGCGGGAUCUGUGUGAUUGUGUGUCCUUUCUUGACAUCAUUCCCAUUGCUAAUGGGAUUCGCUGCGAUAUUUGGUCCUUUAUCAGGCGUUUGGACGGGGUUGAAGACAGUUGCUCUGGUAGAUGUGGUGGGUCUUGAAAACCUGGGCAAAGCCCUCGGUCUGAUGAUGUUUGCACAAGGAUUUUCUGGCUUCAUUAGUUCCCCGCUAGCAGGCUGGUUGUACGAUGUCACGGGGACAUACGCAGCGUCCUUCUACACAGCCGGGGCCUUGUUUAUAUGCGGUGGUAUUAUGGUUUUGUCGCAAAUGAAACUUCGAAAUGUAUGUAAACAGAGAGGAUCAGAUGGAGUUGAUGUCAAGUUUACAGUGGUCAGUGUUGUGGACCCGUGAAGUGUGAUGACUAAGAACCGUGAUGUGUAACAUAUAUUUGAAGUGAUGUUCUACAUGUACGAGUAGGAUUUAUGCCAGGUGAACAGGUGUAGUGUUUGUUCUAUAUCUCAGAAGGAAAAAUGUUGAAUAUCAGGUUGAAUCAUGUAAGGAAGAAGGAAGCAAGAUACGAGAGUGAACCCUUAAUAGAUGUGUUACACAUGGCCGCAGGAAGACCACUGAUAUGAGUUGAACUGGGUAGAAAGAGUAAACUGGUUGUGAUCCCUAAACUGAUGUGUUACACACCAGAUUGAAAAACCUUGGAGUGAUCCCUGAACUGAUGUGUUA
Molecule: messenger RNA, 1818 nt
Organism: Haliotis rufescens (red abalone)
Lineage: Eukaryota; Metazoa; Mollusca; Gastropoda; Lepetellida; Haliotidae
Product: monocarboxylate transporter 14-like
Exons: 7
Coding region: 91-1494 (467 amino acids)
Biological process (GO): transmembrane transport; monocarboxylic acid transport
Molecular function (GO): monocarboxylic acid transmembrane transporter activity
Source: RefSeq, a predicted model, not a curated record